AUGGCGGCUGUUGGAUUAGUCUCUCAACUACUGUCGAAAUACUCAAGUUCCGAUAGGAAUGGAACCAACGAACCAAACCUGAUUUCUUACACAAACGCUUGUGAAGAAGAUCCAGAGCUCAAAUCCUUUGGUUCUUCGCUUGACCAACGAUUUAGCAAAUUGAAUCGCUCGCUCACUACAGGAGUCGAGACUGAAAAAUUCUCCCUAAACGCAGUCAAGUCGGUAUGCGGGUUUCUAGUUGAAAUGAACCAAAAGUUGGCCGAGAGCAUUAUCGCCAACGUAGAUUUAUUGAAGAACGAAGAGCUAAGGUCUUUGGUUGAUCUCUAUUUUGAGAGUUCCACUAGUACUUUAGAUCUAUUUAAUACAGUGGGGAACUGCACCAGUAAAGCAAAACUAAGCAUUGUGAUCAUUCGAAUCGUGAAAGAUCAAGAGAAAGCUUAG
Raphanus sativus (radish) is the source of this 441-nucleotide messenger RNA. Its product is annotated as UPF0496 protein At5g66660-like. The transcript has a single exon. The coding region runs from base 1 to 441 and encodes 146 amino acids. The record is from RefSeq and is a predicted model, not a curated record. NCBI's taxonomy places the organism in Eukaryota, Viridiplantae, Streptophyta, Magnoliopsida, Brassicales, Brassicaceae.